Oryza sativa Japonica Group (Japanese rice) is the source of this 1167-nucleotide messenger RNA. RefSeq names its product probable esterase PIR7A. Gene Ontology annotation, molecular function: methyl jasmonate esterase activity; methyl indole-3-acetate esterase activity; methyl salicylate esterase activity. Gene Ontology annotation, biological process: jasmonic acid metabolic process; salicylic acid metabolic process. Lineage: Eukaryota; Viridiplantae; Streptophyta; Magnoliopsida; Poales; Poaceae. The record is from RefSeq and is a predicted model, not a curated record.
AUAUUGACAUGCAAUCAUUUUGCGCGUAAAAAAAAUAAUUUUAUAUGGGUACUAGCCGCGUAAUUGCGCGGGCCAUCCAGUUAGUUCCUAUAUAUAAUUAUGGUGCUAGGCUGCUAAUAAGCUGCCAGUUCGCCACAAGCCCACACCACCACGUCAUGACGUCCGUGUCGUAUUCUCUACCGAAAGUGUGCAUGAUGAUGGCCAUGGCCAUCAGCUGCAUGAUGAUGAUGUCCCAAGCAGCGUCGUCGACCGCCGCCAUGGCGCCCAGGGACGGCGAGGGCGGCGGACGACGGCACCACUUCGUGCUGGUGCACGGGCUGUGCCACGGCGCGUGGUGCUGGUACAGGGUCGCCACGGCGCUGCGCCGCGCGGGCCACCGCGUCACGGCGCUCGACAUGGACGCCGCCGGCGCGAGCCCGGCGCGCGUCGACGAGGUGCGCACGUUCGAGGACUACUCCCGCCCGCUGCUCGCCGCGCUCGCCGCGCUGCCGCCAUCCGGGGACGGGGAGCGCGUCGUGCUCGUCGGCCACAGCCACGGCGGGUUCAGCGUCGCGCUCGCCGCCGAGUGGUUCCCUGAGAGGCUCGCCGCCGUCGUGUUCCUCACCGCGUCCAUGCCGCCCGUCGGCCGCGCCAUGGCCAACACCACCGACGAGUAUGUGAGCUUUGUUGGGGCAGAUUUCUUCCUCGACUCGAGGGUGCUGGAGCAAACGAACCCCGAUAUCCCGGGAAACCCUGAAAUAUUCGGGCCCAAUUUUAUGGCCCAGAAACUUUACCAGCUAAGCCCGCCAGAGGAGUUAACCCUGGCGUUGUCGCUGAUCCGGCCGGCGAACCGGUUCACCGGCGACGCGCUCAUGAGGGACGCCGGCCUCCUGACCAAGGAGAGGUACGGGUCGACGAGGCGCGUCUUCGUCGUCGUGGAGGACGACCACGCCAUCCCCGUCGAGUUCCAGCGCCGCAUGGUCGCGGAGAACCCCGGCGUCGAGGUGGUGGACAUCGCCGGCGCCGACCACAUGGCCAUGAUCUCCAAGCCGGCCAAGCUCGCCGACCUGCUCGUCAGGAUCGCUGCCAAUUAAAGCACCACAACCUUGAAUGCAUAUUUUGCCAGAUUGAAUUUCAGAAAUAAUUGAUAAUAUAAUAUUAUAAACAAAUAAAUAAGUCUCUCUCUCU